Messenger RNA from Terrapene triunguis (Three-toed box turtle), 566 nucleotides. RefSeq names its product attractin-like. NCBI's taxonomy places the organism in Eukaryota, Metazoa, Chordata, Testudines, Emydidae. The annotation marks the transcript as partial. The record is from RefSeq and is a predicted model, not a curated record. The transcript has 3 exons. Gene Ontology annotation, cellular component: Golgi apparatus.
CUAACCACAGUGCCAAGCAAUGUCGCACACCCUGUGCCUUGAGGGCGGCGUGUGGAGAGUGCACGAGUGGCAGCUCUGAGUGCAUGUGGUGCAGUAACAUGAAACAGUGCGUGGACUCAAAUGCUUAUGUGGCCUCUUUCCCCUAUGGCCAGUGUAUGGAGUGGUACACCAUGAGCAGCUGUCCACCUGCAAACUGUUCUGGCUACUGCACAUGUGCUCAUUGUUUGGAACAGCCUGGCUGUGGUUGGUGUACGGACCCUAGUAACACAGGAAAGGGGAAAUGCAUGGAAGGCUCCUACAGAGGUCCAGUAAAGAUGCCAUCUCCACCAACAACAGGAAAAUACUACCUGGAACCCAUCCUUAAUGUCAGCAUGUGUCCAGCAGAGAACAAAUACAACUGGUCCUUUAUCCAGUGUCCAGCCUGCCAGUGCAAUGGACACAGUAAAUGUGUAAAUGAAAGCAUCUGUGAAAAGUGUGAGAACCUGACAACUGGCAAACACUGUGAGACUUGUAUAUCCGGCUACUAUGGAGAUCCUACUAAUGGAGGAACAUGCCAGUGUAAGUGA